CAUAUUCCAGUCCAAUCCAUGACAAUCCAAUGAUUUUCCCGCGUUUUUGCGGUGUUUCCGGAUACCUUCCGGGUAACCAUUUGUAAGGUAUGGACUGCGCACAGAUAGAGUUCAUUGCAGAGCAGACAACUGUAUCUAUAAUACCCAACUUUCGACACGAUAGAUUGUAUCUAAUUUCUGGCGAUGUGGGCCCAUUUGAGCCUAAUAUGCCAGUAGAGGUGCCGCUGUGGAUCGCAGUGCAUCUCAAGCAGAGGCAAAAGUGUCAUAUCAUUCCACCUCCUUGGAUGAAUUCCAGCAGCCUCGAGGAAAAAAAGAGAGAAGAAGUCGAGUCUCCGUUCUUCACGAAGAUGCCAAGCGAUCAUUACCGUGAGGUCACUCAGAUUUUACUCGAUGUAGCCGCCGAUGACAUUCCUGAAGCUGACAGCGUCCAAACCCACGUGAAAGAUAUUUGGGACAUUCGCCUGUCGAAACUGAGGACCUCCAUUGACGCUUUUAUGAAGAACGACGAACUGUAUGCAAAGAUUGACCACCUCACGGUCAUGGAAAUAAACACCAUUAGGGGAUUCCUCACCACUGCUCUGGGUCACCUAGCUGAGUUGAGGGAGAGAAGAAGCGGCAUCAACGAGUCAAGAAGUCAGCUGCCUUAGUUCAAUGUUUAAAUGAUGUACAUAGUACAAGAUGUAAAUAGUCGUUAAAACUUGUUUAUUUUGGUGA
Molecule: messenger RNA, 714 nt
Organism: Ornithodoros turicata
Lineage: Eukaryota; Metazoa; Arthropoda; Arachnida; Ixodida; Argasidae
Gene: Psf2
Product: DNA replication complex GINS protein PSF2-like
Exons: 2
Coding region: 90-647 (185 amino acids)
Biological process (GO): double-strand break repair via break-induced replication; DNA replication
Cellular component (GO): GINS complex; nucleus
Source: RefSeq, a predicted model, not a curated record